AAAUCAUCAUACAGCUUUUUGUAAGUAUAGAGUGUGUAUUAUAUUGCACCGUGCUUGAGCUGUCAGGUGUGUGCUGGGAUUGGUCAUGUGUGCACUUCCUCUCUGAAACGCUCACACAGGAACUUAUCAAAUUCUAGUGAAUUAUUAACCUCAGGAGAGCUAGAAAGGUUUGAAAAUCACAUCGGAUAUGUCAGAAACCAGCCAUGGCAGGAAAUGCCAAUGGAAGAACCGAUGCGGUCCAAAGAAGGAGGUCUCUCUAUGGACUGUAUCCCUACAAGUCAAGCAUGAUCGGUUUAGAGUCGCUGGCGGAUCCAUCUUCUGAUUGGGACAUCAUGGAAACAAUUGGGAAAGGAACCUAUGGCAAGGUCUACAAAGUCAUCAAUAAGAAAGAUGGAAGUCUUGCAGCAGUGAAAGUUUUGGAUCCCAUUAAUGAUGUGGAUGAGGAAAUUGAAGCGGAGUACAACAUCCUGCGCUCGCUGUCCAACCAUCCCAAUGUGGUGAAGUUCUUUGGCAUGUUCUACAAAGCAGAUGAGCUCUCUGGAGGGCAGCUUUGGCUUGUUUUGGAGUUGUGUAAUGGGGGUUCAGUAACGGAACUGAUAAAGGGUUUGCUGAUGAGGGGAAAACGUCUUGAGGAGCCCAUCAUCUCCUACAUCCUGUGUGGAGCGCUUCUGGGUCUCCAGCAUCUUCACGACAACAGAAUAAUCCACCGUGACGUGAAGGGCAACAACAUCCUCCUCACCACAGACGGUGGAGUCAAGCUGGUGGACUUUGGUGUCUCCGCUCAGUUGACCAGUGCCCGUCUACGCCGAAACACAUCAGUGGGAACUCCUUUCUGGAUGGCUCCUGAGGUGAUAGCGUGUGAACAGCAGUAUGACUACUCGUAUGAUGCCCGCUGUGAUGUGUGGUCUCUGGGCAUCACUGCCAUAGAGCUGGCAGACGGAGACCCACCGCUGGCAGAGAUGCACCCGGUCAAAGCACUCUUCAAAAUACCACGGUAA
Messenger RNA from Rhinichthys klamathensis goyatoka, 998 nucleotides. Its product is annotated as myosin-IIIb-like. Gene Ontology annotation, biological process: protein phosphorylation. The record is from RefSeq and is a predicted model, not a curated record. Gene Ontology annotation, molecular function: protein kinase activity; ATP binding. The transcript has 8 exons. The coding region runs from base 204 to 998 and encodes 264 amino acids. Lineage: Eukaryota; Metazoa; Chordata; Actinopteri; Cypriniformes; Leuciscidae.